Chinchilla lanigera (long-tailed chinchilla) is the source of this 6524-nucleotide messenger RNA. It is a transcript of the gene Kif16b, whose product is annotated as kinesin family member 16B. The transcript is spliced from 26 exons. Gene Ontology annotation, biological process: microtubule-based movement. Lineage: Eukaryota; Metazoa; Chordata; Mammalia; Rodentia; Chinchillidae. The coding region runs from base 173 to 3979 and encodes 1268 amino acids. Gene Ontology annotation, molecular function: phosphatidylinositol binding; ATP binding; microtubule motor activity. The record is from RefSeq and is a predicted model, not a curated record.
UGCUCAGUGGCCCGGCAGGUGGGGCCGCCGCAAGACGCCAGGUCUGGAGGUAGCCGAGGGGCGGGGGCAAAGGCUAGUAAGUGGGCGGGGGCCACUGCCCGGACGCCAGAGUCGCGGAGGCCCCCGGGUGUCUGCCUGGUGUGAUUCCCCCGCGGCCCGGGCGGGAUGAGCUAUGGCAUCUGUCAAGGUGGCCGUGAGAGUCCGGCCCAUGAAUCGCAGGGAAAAGGACUUGGAGGCCAAGUUCAUUAUUCAAAUGGAGAAAAGCAAGACAACAAUCACAAACUUAAAGAUACCAGAAGGAGGGACUGGGGACUCAGGAAGAGAACGCACCAAGACCUUCACCUAUGAUUUUUCUUUUUAUUCUGCUGAUACCAAGAGUCCAGAUUACAUUUCACAAGAAAUGGUUUUCAAAACCCUGGGCACAGAUGUCGUGAAAUCUGCAUUUGAAGGUUAUAAUGCUUGUGUCUUUGCAUAUGGGCAAACUGGAUCUGGAAAGUCAUACACUAUGAUGGGAGAUUCUGGUGAUUUGGGCUUAAUACCUCGGAUCUGCGAAGGGCUCUUCAGUCGGAUAAAUGAAACCACCCGAUGGGAUGCAGCCUCCUUUCGGACUGAAGUCAGCUACUUAGAAAUUUACAAUGAACAUGUGAGAGACCUGCUGAGGCGGAAGUCAUCUAAAACCUUCAAUUUGAGAGUCCGAGAGCAUCCAAAAGAAGGACCUUAUGUUGAGGAUUUAUCCAAACAUUUAGUACAGAAUUAUGGUGAUGUGGAAGAACUGAUGGAUGCGGGAAAUAUCAACCGGACCACAGCAGCGACUGGGAUGAACGAUGUCAGUAGCAGGUCUCAUGCCAUCUUCACCAUCAAGUUCACUCAGGCAAAGUUUGACUCUGAAAUGCCAUGUGAAACUGUGAGUAAGAUCCACUUAGUUGAUCUUGCUGGAAGUGAGCGUGCGGAUGCCACCGGUGCCACGGGGGUCCGGCUGAAGGAAGGAGGGAACAUUAACAAGUCCCUUGUGACUCUGGGAAAUGUCAUUUCUGCCUUAGCUGAUUUAUCUCAGGAUGCAACAAACCCUCUUGUAAAGAAGAAGCAAGUUUUUGUGCCUUACAGGGAUUCUGUUUUGACUUGGCUGCUGAAAGACAGCCUUGGAGGAAACUCUAAAACUAUCAUGAUUGCCACCAUUUCACCUGCUGAUGUCAAUUAUGGAGAAACCCUAAGUACUCUUCGCUAUGCAAAUAGAGCCAAAAACAUCAUCAACAAGCCUACCAUUAAUGAGGAUGCCAACGUCAAACUUAUCCGUGAGCUGCGAGCUGAAAUAGCCAGGCUGAAAACGCUGCUUGCUCAAGGGAAUCAGAUUGCCCUCCUAGACUCCCCCACAGCUUUAAGUAUGGAGGAAAAACUUCAGCAGAAUGAAGCAAGAGUUCAAGAAUUGACUAAGGAAUGGACAAACAAGUGGAAUGAAACCCAAAAUAUUUUGAAAGAACAGACGCUAGCCCUUAGGAAGGAAGGGAUUGGGGUCGUUUUGGAUUCCGAGCUGCCCCACCUGAUCGGCAUUGAUGAUGACCUUCUGAGCACUGGAAUCAUCUUGUAUCAUUUGAAGGAAGGUCAGACAUAUGUUGGUAGAGAAGAUGCUUCAACAGAACAAGAUAUUGUUCUUCAUGGCCUUGACUUGGAGAGUGAGCACUGUGUCUUCGAAAAUGUUGGGGGGACGGUGAUGCUGAUACCCCUGAGUGGGUCCCAGUGCUCUGUGAAUGGUGUCCAGAUCGUGGAGGCCACACAUCUAAAUCAAGGUGCUGUGAUACUCUUGGGAAGAACCAAUAUGUUUCGUUUUAAUCACCCAAAGGAAGCUGCCAAGCUCAGGGAGAAGAGGAAGAGUGGCCUUCUGUCCUCCUUCAGCUUGUCCAUGACCGACCUCUCGAAGUCCUGUGAGAACCUGUCUGCAGUCAUGUUGUACAACCCUGGACUUGAAUUUGAGCGACAACAACGUGAAGAACUUGAAAAAUUAGAAAGCAAGAGGAAGCUCAUAGAAGAGAUGGAGGAAAAGCAGAAAUCGGACAAGGCAGCGCUGGAGCGCAUGCAGCAGGAGGUGGAGACGCAGCGCAAGGAGACCGAAAUCGUCAAGCGUGAGAUUCGCAAGCAAGAGGAGAGCCUCAAGCGCCGAAGCUUCCACAUUGAGAACAAGCUCAAGGACCUGCUGGCCGAGAAGGAAAAAUUUGAGGAGGAGAGGCUGCGGGAGCAGCAGGAGCUCGAGCUACAGAAGAGGAGACAGGAGGAAGAGAGCUUUCUGCAUUGGCUCCAGGAACGCAGUGGCAGCGAGCAGGCUGAGAAGAUGGAGAUAUUCCAGGAGCUGGACCGGCUGCAGCAGGAAAAAGAUGAGCAGUACACCAAGCUGGCCCUGGAAAAGCAGAGGCUGGAGGAGCAGGAGAAGGAGCAGGUGCUGCUAGUGGCACAGCUGGAGGAGCAGCUGCGAGAGAGGCAGGAGCUGGCCCCACUGCAGCGAGGCGAGGUCCUGCGAGCUGAGGAGGAGAAGCGGGAGCUUGAGGGCAUCUUGGCGGCCUUGCUGCGGGCCAGGGAGGUCUCAGCCACAGGGAACAUGGGUGACCAGGGGCCAGAUGUGCGUUUCCUAGAGUUCAAAAGAAGGCAGCUAGUCCACCUGGCCACUGCAGAGCAGGAGCUGGCCCAGCAGGAAGACCGCCUGAGUAAAGAAGUCCAGGAAGAACAGGAAGCCCUGGAGCGCUUACAGUGUGAAAAGAACAGGGAUUCCAGGUUGGUGGCAAAAAAUGAUAGUGGCCCAAGUAUCUCCCAGGUGGCUCAUGAUUUAGAGAAAAUAAAGGCAGCAGAAUGCAGACUGCGGUAUAAAGAAUGCCUGCUACAGGACCUCCUGCAAAAUCACCUGCCAGCUCUGUUGGAAGAAAAGCAGAAAGCACUGGAAGUCCUUGACCAGGGCCCACUCAGCUUGGACAACACUCUGUAUCAAGUAGAAAAAGAAAUGGAAGAAAAAGAAGAGCGGCUGGCCCAGCACCGAGCCAGUGCUCGUCAGCUGCAGCAGCUCCAGGCUACCUUCGAAUUCACCACCAGCGUGGCCAGACAAGAAAAGAAAGUGAGGAAAAGGGAGAAGGAGAUUCUGGAGUCCCAGGAGAAGCAUCAGAGAGAGGCUCUGGAGUGGGCAGAGGCCAAGCUGCAGCGCAGGCACCCAGCCCAGCAGCGGCACUCUGCCCUGGGCCCAGAGGGCGAGGAACAGAGGCGGAAGCUGGCCAUGCACAGCAGCAGUAGCAGCGAGCCGUCAGAGCUCCUGGCUAGCCUGGAAGCUGAGCAGGAGGCCCUAGAGAAGGACCAGGACAGAAUCAAUGCUUACAUUGAAGAGGAAGUCCAAAGACGUCUUCAGAAUUUGUAUCGUACAGUUGGUGAUUCUAGGAAUACGUCUACAGAUAUGACGAAGGAUAAUGAGAAACUUCACAAUGGCACCAUUCAACGUAAGCUAAAAUAUGAGCGGAUGGUUUCUCGCUCUUUGGGAGCAAAUCCGGACGACCUGAAGGACCCAAUUAAGAUUAGUAUUCCACGCUAUGUCCUCUGCGGGCAAGGGAAGGAUGCGCACUUCGAGUUUGAGGUUAAGAUUACUGUCCUAGAUGAGACGUGGACUGUAUUCAGGCGUUACAGUCGUUUUCGAGAAAUGCAUAAAACAUUGAAGUUAAAGUAUGCAGAGCUUGCUGCCCUUGAAUUCCCUCCAAAGAAAUUAUUUGGAAACAAAGAUGAACGUGUGAUUGCUGAGAGGCGAAGUCACUUAGAGGUAGAUGGGAGUGGAAGGACCAGAUCCCACAAGCCAUCUCCUGACUUCGGACCUGAACCAGAGGCCAUGAGGAACGUUGUAAACAAGGAGUGGAGGGAAAUACCUCAGGGACUUUUUCAGUGUGAUGCUGCAGUCGGCGACAUCCCCCCUGCACAUCAGCAAAGUGGGGCUGACCCUCUCGAAACACACCAUCUGUGAGUUCUCGCCGUUCUUCAAGAAAGGAGUCUUUGACUACAGCAGCUACGGGACGGGAUAGAGCUGGGGCGACAGGAGCCAUUGACGCGUGCCUUCUCGUGGAAGCAGGUCCGAGGCAGGAGCGGCCAGCCCGGAUACCUCGCAUCAUCCUUCCCAGUGCCUGAGUCCGGCGGUGCUCGACAGGUGGACUACGCCCCCUGCAGGUGAACGGGGCCUUCCUUCGCGCUUCUUCCUGUCACGCAGCGAGUCCCUCCAGGCACAGGGUGGAGAGUGAGUGCCUGCUGGCCUCCAGCCCCACACCGAGCCAACCUGGCCCCCCAGAGCGGGUGGCUCGCCAGACCACCCCUAAGUGACUUUCAUCUGGUUUGCUCCUUCACCAAAAUAGACUUUUCUUUUUUAUAUCCCUUCCAUAUGGCUGGCUAUAUUCCAAAAAAAGCAUUUUAAAUUAUUUCAUUAUGGUUUCUUUCUCUUUUUUUUUCAUUUGGAUCAUAACUUUUAUAUAAUACUGAAACACUGAUGUUUACACAGAAUGUCAUAUUCUGCAAAAGGGAUUGUUGGCCCAAUCAUGAUUAGAGUCUUCCAUGCCUGACAAAUUGGAUGUAGGCAACAUCACCACACAUAGGAGAUUGUGUAGCCUUGAAUAUGGGAGGUCACAGCCCCAAAUCUCAGCAGCUGCUGUGCGUUCUUGAGCUUUUUCUGCUAAGCACAAAACAAGCGCAAACCUGGAUGCAUAUUUUUAAACAUUGUUUUGUUCACAUUUUUAUUACACAAUCUACUGGAUCUUAAGCUAAAAAAGUAGAAUUUGCAGUUGAUUAUUAAUAAUCCCUUAAAUUACUCAGGACUUAAUGUAGCGUCACACAUCUGUGUACAGUCAAGCUGCUUUUUGUUUUACUAAAGAGAAAAAUGUGAGUAAAAAAAUAUAUAUGGUAUAUCUUGAAAUGUAUAUAAUUCUACCUAUAGAUUUAUAUAUGUACACACUCUUAUACAGUAGUUGUAUGGAACUGUAUACUUAUUCACACAAAAUUUAUUAAAUGUAUUUGCUUUUUUGGAUUUUAAAUUGAGCUGCUAUCAAUAUUAAAUGAAGUGAUAGAAUCUACCCUGUAGCUCAGUUUGUUUGUAACCUGAUCCGCUCCUACUGGUCUGUUUAAAAAUUGAUCUGCUGUGCUUGGAAAGACACAUAAUGUAUAAUGUAGCAUUUGUGUUGUAGAAGAUGCAGUAACAAUAAUGAGUGAAGGCACAAAUGAAUGGUUAACAGUCUUGGCGCAGUCUUUCAGACCAUACCUGCACAACAGAGCUCUCCUACCUCAGAAAUAUGUUUAAAGAUGCAAUUAUCUCUAUAAGGAGGAAAUUAUUAUUGCACUAAUUAAAUAUUAUAGUUUAGCAUGAAAAAAAGUGAGGACUUAUUUUCAUUGCUGCAAAAAGACUUGCUUCUAUCUGCACGCCUGAUUACAGACGUAGGGAGUGGAGGAAUAGUUACUACUAAGAAUUUAAAACUACAGAUGAGAGGAUAGAAGCUGGGGAGAUAGUUUUUAACCAUACAUUAUUUGUUAAAAGAAGUCCCAGCAUGAAAUACUGACCCUAAUUUGCUUGAUAGAUGUUUUCUUCACUGACCAGAUAAUCUGUCUCUACCCUUGAGGACAUGUAUUACCGAUGGCUCAUGGCAAACAUUAGGUUAAAAUCCCCCAGGGUACUGGGCAAGAAAAAUUGGGCGUGUAUUUGUAAGAAGUGUGGUAAUCAAAAGAUCCUUCUAUUCCAAUCUUAACCUUGAGUAAUUAGAGUUAAAUUUGAAGUGCAAGGACUAGCUGGCUCUGGUGACAGCCAACUAUGACAUAAAUGAGUCAUUUCACCCCUGUAGGUAUCUGUCUCCCCACCUAAAAUGAAGCUAUGGUGCUGGGUGACCCCUAGGUCCAUGCUGGCCCAUGUGACAGAGAAAAAAUAAACUCUGUCAGUAGGAUUGUCAUGUUCCUCUUGUGUAUCUGUGAAAUGCAUGCUUCUGGUCUGGCUUACAGGUAGCUGAAGCUGAAUAACAUGUGAAGGAAAGUUGAAAAGCAAAUGAUAAGUCACAUCUAAGCAAAUAGUGGAAAUCCUUUCUAGAAUAAGAUAGGUGACAGAGUUAGGACGACAACAUUGAAACUUUAUUAAUUUGGGCUAACUUAAAAGAGUAUAAGAAGGUUAGCAAGUUUGUUAUUACUGUACUUUCAAGUGCCUCAAAUACCAAAAUAUUACCAAGCUGAGCACCUCAGGUCAGAUUGACAAGCUCUGAUGGUUAAUCUUGAUUGUCAAUUUGAUUGGCUUGAAAGACACAUAGGAGAUUAAAGCACACUUCUGAGUAUUUCCAGGCAGCUCAUGGGAGCUUGACUGGUCACUCCACCUGACCCCGACCUCUCCUUCUCUGGCUGUCUUCCCCUGUGCUCUGCUUCCCAGCAACCAUAAAGUAAGCAGCAUUACUGCAGUAUGCACUUCUACCAUGAUGUCCUACCUUGAAGCCAGCUAACCAUGGACUGAAUUCCCAGAAACCACAAGCCAAAUUAAAGCUCUCCUCCUCUCA